AUGAUCAGCAGCAACAGUUCGUCGACGAGUUUGAACGUCGAAAACGAUCAUCAUCAUCAUCAUCACUUUCCGGCGAACGGAAAAAAGCCGUUGAAGGAGGGAUCUGUUCAGUUGACGUCUCUCUCCACACUUCUCUCACAUCAUCGAUAUUUCUUCCUCUAUCAUGAAACACUGAUUAUUUCAAAACAAAAGUGAGCUUUUUCGUUGUUGCCUUGUCACACGGUCUCGCACGGCGCGAAUGAUGAUUCAAUGGGGCGCACUUGCAACAGGCGGGCUGUGUCGAUUUACGCCGAUUAAUUAAUUUUCAACGGGAGUUCGCGCGUUCUUUCCAUGUUUCCUGUACAAUACACCUGCUUUUUGUACGCCUGGAACCUGGCGUCGAAUAAUUAGAGCACUAGCUACGUUUUGGUAACAGAAAUCUCGCAUAUCGUUGAGAAUUAGCCGAGUUAUUUCGAUUUGAACGUUUUGGCCUGGAUUUUGAUGUUUUUCGAAUAGUUUUCGAAAAGUGCUCAAUAAAACUAACCGCCGGAACCUGAAUUUUGUGAAGAAAGAUUCAGCGAACAUUUUUAUCGUUUGUUGAGCUCAUGAAAUGCAAAAUGAGCUGAAAUAUAAAGGUUUGAAGUUUUGACGAAAUGCGAAAAAGACGCUAAAAACAUGAAAAACUCUAAAUUCUGUAAAUAACGGUUUCCAACUAGCAAAAUAUUGUUUUCUAGACGUUUUUCAAGACAAAAAGAAAGAAAUAAAGGUCGUAAACUCGAAUUUAACUGCAUUUUUAGACCUGCAAAUUUUCAAAAGUCACAACGACACUCCGCAAUUUACGAGCGCACUGUGUUUAGCAUUAGCGCCCCCUGGGAGACCGUGUUGUUCACGGUCUCCAGAGCUGACAAUAUGGGCGUGGCCUCGGCGGCCAAAUGGCAUUUUCAUGAAUUGAGCAGGUUUUCUCUGAUUUUUGUGGUCAACGACGAUGAAAAAUAAUUGUUCGGCAUGAAAACACGCUAAUUCUCAGAAUUAAUGACGUUUUGGCGCAUUUUUCGUGGACUUUGCUUUUUUGCUUCGCCGCCUAAAAACCGCACUUCUCAUUUUGCGCUUUCUUGACCGUUUUUCGACAGCAUUGGUUUUGAGAAUGAUAAAUCACAUAAAUACAAGCAUUUUGAGCGCUCGAACAGCGAAAAUUACCGAAAAGCAACUGAAAUUUACGCAGUUUUAGCCAAAAACCUUCAAACGGAUAAAUUUGAUUUGCGACUUGACCAAAUUUAACGCUCUUUCGCUUAAAAAAUUCGUAAUAGCCCUAUACAAUCGGUCUAUCGAGAGACAAAUGAGAAAUUAUCGGUUUUUCGUGGUUAAUAUGGCAAAAAACACAAAUUUUGCAGUUAAAAUUUGAAUUUCGCGCCAAUGUAUCGCUCUAUUGGGCGGGGCGCACUUGCGCGCCCAUUGUAAGCUCUGGAAAACCUGAAAUAUCUCAGCGGCGGGUAGAGGUAUCAAAAAGUGGUCAACUGAGAAAACGUUCAUUAUAACGUUCAGCACAUUUUUCCAGUUGACCACUUUUUGAUAUCUCUACCCGCAUAGUCAUGACUAUAACAUUAUUUCAGAGGCGCCUGCUCGUACAAACUCAAAGAGAAGCUAAAACUCGAAAAAGUGUGGAUCGCGUCGAGCAACACGGCCGACUCGUUCCUCAUCGGCUGGCCGUUCACCAACUACCUGGUCCACUUUCGGUACGGUCGCCCCAGUCCACACCGUAAUCCUGUAGUGGCAUAACUUGCAGAAACUCGGACGAGAAGGAUGAGUGGUUCGAGCUGCUUUCGUGCUGUGUUCAGCAGUGCCUCCGCCCGCUCUUCACCACAAUCUCGAUGGAUAUCAAUGUGAGGGGAAGGAAGCAGGUACGGUGGCCACGUGUCUUUCUUUUUUUUUCCCCCACAAAUACUUCUCACAGACGAUCCGCCGACGAGUGGACAAUGGCAAAAAGUCGGGCGAGAUUGUGGUGGAUACGGCCGGCGAUUUGGGCCUUCCGCACACGUCCUAUCAGCUGACACUGUCUGUCGGUGAGUAGUUCGUCGUCAGUCAGCGACGUUUUGCAACUGAACUGAACACACAUUUCGCAACCGUCAGGCGACAACUCGAACCGCUCGCUGCAAGGCCCCGAAAAUGUGUACGUGGCGAUUAUGAGCGAGAUUGAGCGGCAAGGGACGCGGCUCUCGGAGAGCCAGAAACAGUCGCUGGACACGUGUCCGAUCGCCAACUGCCGACUCAUUCUCUCGACGAUCAAAUCGACGACGGGACCGUCGGCCAAGCAGAUCGUCAAUAGCAUCAAGUACAAUCAUUUCUAUCGUUUUCCUUUAUAACAAUUUCAAAACGAUUUAUCUCGGCUCUCGGUGGAGGUAGCGAACAAUUGUGAACUGAUAAAAUGUACGCAAGAUUUUGGGGAGCAUUUUAUCAGUUGACAACUUUUUGAUAUCUACAUCGGCGGCUGAGAUAUACGGCAUUUUUCAAUGAUGACAAUUUUUUGUUUUCUGCAGAAAGAAAGUGCUCACUCGAUCGGACAGCCGCUCAAUUUUUGGCAAAGAACUGAACGGUCCGACGCCGCCGCAACCCAUAAUGACUAUUGUCGAUCACCUGCGAAUGGACGGCUUCGACGCGGAGGGCAUCUUUCGCAAAUCGCCCAAACAGAGCACUUUCAAAGAGCUGAAAGGCGAGCUGGACAAGGGUGUGGUGCCGGACUUUCACAAGUACAACACCCACGUGUUGGCGUCGAUUCUCAAAGAGUAUCUGCGAAGCAUUCCGGGCAAAAUUCUGCUCUCCGGAAACUACGAGCUGUGGAUGCGCGAGGUGACCGACGAGCCGGACCAGGAGCGGAAGAUCGGCUCGUGCAGAGCGCUCCUCUCGCACCUGCCCACCUCGCACUCGAUCCUUCUGGCCAACGUGCUCAAGUUGCUCAACCGGGUCUCGAACUCGCCGAGCUCGAAAAUGAACGCCUCGUCGCUGUCGGUGUGUCUGGCGCCGAGCUUCCUCGAGAGCCCCGAUCCGAUGGAGGGCGGCAAGAAGAUUCCGCCGCUCGUCGAGUUUCUCGUCUCGAACGCCGCCCAAGUGAUGCCGUGCUUCUCCACCGACAACGUCUUCGCCAUUAUGAGCUCGCCGAUGGUCGACCACAAUGCGAAUAUGGUGUGCUCGCCGGCGCCGAGCUCGUCGAACUCGGACGAGGGCGGCAGCUCGCAGAGGACGCCGAUUAUCGAGGAGUUGAACGGUGGGUGAAGUCAAGUUGCGAGCAUUUCGCAACUAGAAUCGUUCUUCAGAAGGCGACGACGCCACGUCCCAAUCCUCGCUGGCCGAAUCCGAUCUUCCCGAUGAGCCACGUGGAAACUCUGCGCAUCUGGAGACGAUAUCGGAAAUCUCGGAGCCGCCGACAGCCGACGAACGCCUCACUUUCUCGUCUUCGGAUUCGGAAGACGACGACGAGGACGACAUGUUUCGGCCGCAGGGACCCUCCUCCUACUCGCGAACCUCGUUCGUCUCGGAGACAUUACGGAGUUCAUCGGACGAAAUGGACAAGGCGCUCAACAAGGAAACGCCCCGGUCGCCGUGCCUCAAACGCAUCCAUUUUCAGAGGACCGAGGCGCAGCACAGGUGAGUGGGCGGAGAGCAGAGCGGAGCGGAAGAGCUCAACGGAAGAACUCGGAAGAAUUUUUAUCUUUUAUAGAAAAUUUUUUCAUCGAAUGUGAUCAACAGAUGAAAUGUAUAGCAAUGUGAACUCUGCUCAUAGAAAAAUAGUUGCAAAAUUUAGCUUUUCUUACAAAAAAGUUAUGCGAGUUUUUGCGUGAAAAUGUCCUUCCGUCUUCCGUUAGCCCUUUCGCACGGAACAACUCGAAUAACUUUUUUGUAUGAAAAGCUAAAUUUACAAUUAUUAUUUUGUGAGCAUCACGGCCUCCAGACAGAGUUGAGCGGAAGAACUCAACGGAAGAAAACGGAAGAAUUUUUAUCUUUUUUAGAAAAUUUUUUCAUGAAAUGUGAUCAACUGACGAAAUGUAUAGCAAAGUGAACUCUGCUCACAAAAAAAUAAUUGUAAAUUUAACUUUUCAUACAAAAAAGUUAUUCGAGUUGUUCCGUGAAAAAAGGGCUAACGGAAGGACAACGGAAGACGGAAGGACAUUUUCACGGAACAACUCGAAUAACUUUUUUGUAUGAAAAUCUAAAUUUACAAUUAUUUUUUUAUCAACAGAGUUCUCUUUGCUAUACAUUUCGUCAGUUGAUCACAUUUCAUGAAAAAAUUUUCUGAAAAAGAUAAAAAUUCUUCCGUUUUCUUCCGUUGAGUUCUUCCGCUCAACUCUGCCUCCAGAGCUGACAAUGGGCGCAAGUGCGCCCCGCCCAAUAGAGCGAUACAUUGGCGCGAAAUUCAAAUAAUUAACAGCCAAAUUCGCGUUUUUUGCCAAAUUAGCCACGAAAAACCGAUAAUUUCUCAUUUGUUUCUCGAUAGACUGAUUGUAUAGGCUAUUACGAAUUUUUUAAGCGUAAGAGCGUUAAAUUUGGUCAAGUCACAAAUCACAUUUAUUUGUUUGAAGGUUUUUGGCUAAAACUGCGUGAAUUUCAGUUUUUGGUAAUUUUCGCGGUUCGAGCGCUCAAAAUGCUUGUAUUUACGUGAUUUAUCAUUCUCAAAACCAAUUCUGUCGGAAAACGGUCAAGAAAGCGCAAAAUGAGAAGUGCGGUUUUUAGGCGGCUAUCGGCGGCGAAGGCGAAAAAGCAAAAGUCCGCGAAAAAUGGCGCCAAAACGUCAUUAAUUCUGGGAAUUAGUGUGUUUUCAUGUCGAACAAUCAUUUUUCAUCGCCGUUGACCACAAAAAUCAGAGAAAACCUGCUCAAUUCAUGAAAACGCCAUUUGGCCGAGGCCACGCCCAUAUUGUCAGCUCUGGAGACCGUGAGCAGAGUUCACUUUGCUAUACAUUUCGUCAGUUGAUCACAUUCCAUGAAAAAAUUUUCUAAAAAAUGUAAAAAUUCUUCCGUGUUCUUCCGUUGAGUUCUUCCGCUCAACUCUGACGGAGAGAAUGGAGGCACCUAUAUAUCAGCAUGAUAUACUUUCAGAACAAAAGAGGGCACAAUCAAGUUGGACUUUGAGGCGAUGAAGUUCCGCGGCGGUCGCAAGAGCUCUCUGGAGGAGGUGGCGCGCAAGAACUCGGCCGAAUUCCUGGCACAGCACAGCCGAGAACCGAGCGACGCGCCGACGCCCACGCCGCCCAAAAACGGUGCGAACGUGCGGAAAGAGUCGCGCGAGGAGGCGACGCAGACUGCCGACUGCGGGCUUCCGAAGAUCUCCUCCGAUCAACGAUUCCCCGCGUUCAAGAGCAGCAGUGUCGCGUUGAGGAAUGAGGUGAGCGCAGAGGGAGUGUAAACGUUGGUGACAAAAUUGUCUUGCAGAUCCCCUACAAACCGCCGCCGGCUCAAUCGGCGAUCCCAGCGGACCCGGCCCCUCGUCACUACCACCUCAAAGACGAGUACACCCCUUCGGCCACAAAACCGACCGUCCAAGUGGCGCCGUUCUCGCAAGAGCCGAGCCUCAAAACGAUAAACGAUCGGCUGACGGCCCUUCGUCAAAACUCGCUGCUCGCGGAGCCGCCGAUCCCUCCGGAGCCGGUAAUGUCUCGGUUGCGAAGUGACGCGCGGUCGCUCACAAACAGUCCGAUUAUGACGAGAAGUUUCAUUGGCGGAGCUCAGAGGGAACGGGAAGAGUACAGUUUUACGCCGGACGGUAAGAAUAAGAAAAAUGGAAAGAAAUGUGAGUAAAAUUAAAACAAUUACAGAUUUCUACAAGGCUUGCCCGAAAAAGACAGAGCUCCAAAGGUCGUCAUCGCAGAGAGGAGUCUCGAAUAACAAUAAUAACAAUAAUAAUAAUGAGUGCGCCAAACAAAUUUAUCAGUACGUUUUAUUAAUCGAGCGUUGAAAAAUCGAUAAUUUCUCUGUUAAAUCUAUCCUUUUCUGAUGCGACAUGGACUUGGCGUGGCGUCAGACUCGGACGUAAAAACCGAGUGUUGUAACGCGCUUCACCCGCUCACGCCACGCCACGUCCAUGCUAACUAUCGGAUCAGAAAAUGAUCGCUUCAUUCUGCCCCGUAAUUUUCGUAAUUUAAAGGCGCCGCACUCAUUUUUCUUCCAUUCUUUCUAAUCGUUUUCGUUGCAGUUCACGUCCGUCGUCGGUCAAAACGGUGCGCCGAAAAAUCGAGCGCGGCGUGGAGGCGUGCGUCGGAAUGGAUCCGUUGGAGAUCAAUUGGAGCGUCAGCCAACUGAAGACGCUGUUCCAGGACACGAAAGCGCCGGCGAUCGACACUGUGUACACACAAGACUGA
This is a messenger RNA of Caenorhabditis sp. 36 PRJEB53466, 6325 nucleotides long. Lineage: Eukaryota; Metazoa; Nematoda; Chromadorea; Rhabditida; Rhabditidae. The record is from the annotation of a GenBank genome assembly.